Periophthalmus magnuspinnatus is the source of this 5436-nucleotide messenger RNA. It is a transcript of the gene pnpla7a, whose product is annotated as patatin-like phospholipase domain containing 7a. The transcript has 36 exons. Gene Ontology annotation, cellular component: endoplasmic reticulum. Gene Ontology annotation, biological process: lipid metabolic process. The coding region runs from base 122 to 4180 and encodes 1352 amino acids. The record is from RefSeq and is a predicted model, not a curated record. NCBI's taxonomy places the organism in Eukaryota, Metazoa, Chordata, Actinopteri, Gobiiformes, Gobiidae. Gene Ontology annotation, molecular function: phosphatidylcholine lysophospholipase A1 activity.
GAUAUGGGCGGAGCAAAGAUGGUGUCGACGUUAGUGUAAAAAACUUUGAAAGCUACUUGCUAACUUUGCUAAUUUUUCUACUGCUGACACGGUUAAGAUCGCAUUAAGCGGAACACAUGAAAUGUUCAAAAUUGUGGAUUGCAACGGUUCGGAAGAACACAGUGAAUUUUGUGGAUGGACCAGUAAUAUGUUGGUCAAUAGUAAAAAUGAGUUUGCAAAGCGGGUGCAACAGUUUGUGGAAGAGAGGAUGCAGACUACGAUGCUUACAGGUGUGCUGAUAGGAGCUGGAGUGGCUGUUGCACUGAUUGGGAUUGUAGUGCUCUUUCUCUACAGAAGAUACAGACAUUCUCGUGAACAGCAGCCUGGUGUGCCACAUUACCGCUUUAGGAAAAGAGAUAAAGUGCUAUUCUAUGGAAGAAAGAUCAUGCGAAAGGUUCAGACACUUUCAUCUACACCUGCUCCCUCCUCUACUUCUGUAUCAAAGCCAUCACAACGGAUACGUAAGAGAACCAAAGUACUAAGCAUAGCACGCAAAAUCUUGAGGAUUCGUAAGGAUCCUCCAACUCUGCAGCCUAAAGAGCCACCUCCUUCUCUUCUGGAGGCCGACCUAACUGAGUUUGAUGUGCAGAGCUCUAACCUUCCUUCUGAGGUCCUCUAUAUGCUUAAAAAUGUCAGAGUCCUCGGCCAUUUUGAGAAGCCUCUUUUCCUUGAGCUUUGUCGUCACAUGGUCUUUAUUGAACUGCAGGAGGGUGAUGGUCUUUUUAGGCCUGGGGAUGAUGAUGACAGCAUCUAUGUUGUACAGGAUGGACGUCUAGAACUCUGUAUACAUGAGAAUGAUGGCACUGAACCAUUAGUAAAGGAUGUGCUACCAGGAGAUAGUGUUCACAGUCUGCUGAGUAUUCUGGAUGUUAUCACAGGUUAUCCUGCACCCUAUAAGACUGUGACUGCACGGGCAGCUACUCGCUCCACCAUAUUACGCUUGCCAGCAUCUGCUUUUGAAUCAGUGUUUAAAAAUUACCCGGAGACUCUUGUGCGCGUCAUUCAGAUUAUUAUGGUGCGCCUUCAAAGAGUCACAUUUCUGGCAUUACAUAACUACCUGGGUUUAACAACGGAGCUCUUCAAUCCAGAGAACCAGGCUGUUCCCUUGACAAAUGUGAACAGUGCAAUUAGUGAGGCCAGUUCGGGGAAGGUGAUUCGUCGGCUCCACUUCCAGGAUGAGUUAUCUGGUGUGACCUCUGAGCCUCCUGAUACGGGAGAUGGCGUUAAGGACAGCCCUUCAAAUAACUAUAGAAAGCAACGAUCUAUUUCUUUGCCUCCCGAAUCCUCAGGUAAUGACCUGAACAUGGCUUGUGAACGGGCCCGUGUUACAAUUGACGAGACACCACCUAGUCCUGUAUUGCCAAAAUCCAGUCUAAAGAAAACUGUGACCCUGCAUCACACACCAAUAGAGGUGUUUUACUAUACGGACAGCAGAGGGCAGUCUGAUGCCAUUCACCUUAGUAAAAGCGGCACAAUCCUCCAUGCUGCAAAGAAAGAUCUGCUGGGAGUCAUUCAACUGCAGGACCCCAGUCUACUUGAUGGCAGAGUGACUCUGCAUCAAGUCAAAGCUGGUUCUGUUGUUGCCCGUCAAGGAGACCAGGAAGUAAGCAUUCAGUUUGUAAUAUCUGGACUUCUUCAUGUUUAUCAACGUAUGAUUGACCGUGAGGAGGAGACCCGCUUGUUUGUGACCCACCCUGGAGAGCUUGUUGGACAGCUUGCUGUGCUAACAGGGGAACCCCUCAUAUUUACUGUGCGAGCUCAGAGAGACUGCAGCUUCCUCUCCAUUUCCAAAACUCACUUUUAUGAGAUUAUGCGUGUGGAACCAAAAGUAGUGCUCAAUGUGGCGCACACAGUUGUGAAAAGGAUGUCCUCCUUUGUCAGACAGAUAGACUUUGCUCUUGAUUGGAUGGCUGUGGAGGCUGGUAGAGCUGUCUAUAGGCAAGGGGAUAAGUCAGAUUGCACCUUCAUCGUGCUUAGUGGUCGACUCCGUUCUGUAAUCAUGAAGGAGGAUGGUAAAAAGGAGUUAAUAGGAGAGUAUGGCCGAGGGGACCUAAUUGGAGUGGUUGAAGCUGUCACUCAUCAGAACAGAGCCACCACAGUCCAUGCAGUCCGAGACUCUGAACUGGCCAAAUUACCACAAGGUGCUCUCAGCUCCAUUAAAAGGAAAUUUCCCCAGGUUGUCACCAGAUUAAUCCACUUGCUUGGACAGAAGAUCCUCAGACAGGUCAAUGGUCCACUGACAACCCGCAGUUUAGCCCUCCCUGGCAGCAAAUGGGAUGCAGGGAACCAAGCUUCUAACCUGUCCACUGUAGCAGUGUUGCCUGUAUCUGAGGAAGUCCCUCUCACUGCUUUCACUUUGGAGCUGCAGCAUGCCCUUGUUGCAAUAGGUCCCACUUUGUUGCUGACCAGUGAUACAAUCAAACAGAGUCUUGGAGGUGCUGCACUCGACAGUGUCCACGAGUAUCGCCUGUCCAGCUGGCUUGGCCAACAGGAAGACAUCCAUCGCAUAGUGUUGUAUCAAACAGACUACACUCUGACUCCAUGGACUCAAAGGUGCAUCCGUCAGGCUGACUGUAUCAUUAUCGUGGGACUUGGGGAGCAGGAGCCGACUGUUGGGGAGCUGGAGCGCAUGUUGGAAGGCAGUGCCGUGCGAGCUCAGAAGCAGCUGGUGUUGUUGCACAGAGAAGAUGGCCCUCCACCCAAAGGCACAGUGGAGUGGCUCAAUAUGAGGAGCUGGAUCUCCAGACACCUACACCUCUCUUGUCCCAGAAGAGUCUUCUCAAAAAGAAGCCUACCCAAGCUACGUGAACUAUAUCAACGUGUGUUUGAAAAACCAGCAGACCGCCACUCAGAUUUCUCACGACUGGCUCGAGUCCUGACAGGAAACAGCAUCGCAAUUAUUUUGGGAGGGGGAGGGGCAAGAGGCUGUUCCCAAGUGGGAAUAAUGCGUGCUCUGUCGGAAGCUGGGAUCCCUGUGGACAUUAUUGGUGGUACGUCUAUUGGCUCCUUGAUGGGUGCACUAUAUGCUGAAGACCGAAGCCACAGCCACAUGAGGAUCAGGGCCCGAGAAUGGGCCAUGGAAAUGACAUCAGUAUUUAAAAAAGUUCUGGAUUUGACAUACCCAAUCACUUCAAUGUUUUCGGGAGCUGGCUUUAAUUCAAGCCUCAGUAAUUUGUUCAAAAGCAAACAGAUAGAGGAUCUUUGGAUACCAUAUUUUAACAUUACAACCGACAUCAGCUCCUCUACAAUGAGAGUACACACAGAUGGCUCCCUGUGGCGAUAUGUCCGUGCCAGCAUGUCUCUUUCUGGGUAUCUUCCUCCACUCUGUGACCCCAAAGACGGACACCUGCUGAUGGAUGGGGGCUACAUCAACAACCUGCCAGCUGAUGUAGCACGCUCCAUGGGGGCCAAAGUGGUGAUCGCUAUUGAUGUGGGAAGCCGGGAUGAAACCAACCUGACUAAUUACGGCGACUCACUUUCCGGCUGGUGGCUGUUAUGGAAACGCUUCAACCCCCUUGCAGAGAAAGUCAAGGUCCUAAACAUGGCUGAGAUUCAGACUCGGUUGGCAUACGUGUGCUGUGUGAGGCAGCUGGAGUUGGUGAAGAACAGUGACUACUGCGAGUACAUCAGGCCUCCCAUUGACCGAUAUCGAACACUAGAGUUUGGAAAGUUUGAUGAGAUUGCUGAGGUAGGAUACCAGCAUGGCAAAACAGUGUUUGAUGUGUGGUGUCGCAGUGGGGUGGUAGAGAAAAUGUUAAAGGACAAACACCAAGAGGAGUUCCACACCCAAAGCAAGAACAGUGUGGUAACGUGCCCCAAUGCCUCUUUCACUGACCUGGCAGAAAUUGUGUCUCGCAUUGAACCUGUUAAACCAGCUGUAAUGGAUGAGGGGUCUGACUACCACACUGAUUAUGAGGAGGAGGCCUUGGAGAGUGCACUGUCUGACAUGGAGCUGUACAGUCGCUCCACAGAGCACACUGAAGGGGAGGAGACUGCAGAAACGGAUGAAGAUGUGGACAGAGGAGACAGUUUUUCUCAUAGUCUGAGUUCACCUCCAGGAGCCUCCAACAACCGAAAGGAUGAGCCAUCAAAGCAAGAAGUUGUGUCUCAGCAAUCCAGCCACUCAAGGCCAGCCAAAUGAGUCCUGUUUGAACAGGUCAUCACUAUUCACCCCAACUGACAUUUCUUACUUUUUACUUCAUUUAACAUGACUUUUGUGUGUGGCCUCUUUGUCAAGAGCAUUCUCAUUAGCAUUGUGUCAAGGAAAAGACCUUGUUUGUUCAGUGACUCAAAUAUUAAGAUACAAAUGGAAUUCUUAAGUAGAAAUUCUUACCAACAACUUGAAAAAACCCAUCAGCCUUCUGUGGUCUCAAAUUUAUAAAUCGGUGCAAUAACAAAAAGACGGUUACAAAUGUAGUGUAAAUUAAUAUUAAAAAGAUGUAGGAGAUACAAAAAAUAUAUAAUACUGAAGCAUGCAGAUUAUUUGGUUCAGAUUUAAAAAGUCCAUUACUAAUCAGCCAUGGCCGUAAUGUAAUUCCCAAAAUAAAACGUAUGUGUACCAAUAAUUUCACAAUUGUCAAUUGUCACAGUCCAAGGACAUAGGAGAAAGUAAUCACUCCCAAAAGAGAACCUUUUCUUUUGGCCUCAAUGUGAACCUCCCAUUUGCUUGUGUAAUGAACCCUUCACACAGACUGAGCAGCACACUAUGGAUCUGCUGUGUGAACCUUGAAGUUCAGCCAGUCUGCAUAGCAGAUAUGAUCUCAAAUAGUGUAUUAUCCUUAAGCAUUACCCUAUGGUAAUGGUUAAGGAUAUUAUUAUAUUUAUAAUGUAAUUGUUUGUGAAUCUGUCAUGUUAUUUAAUCAAUAUGCAACAUUUAUUUAACUGCUAUUUUAUUGCUGACUAAGUUAAUCAUAAAAGCACAUCAUUCCAGAAAUGCCUUGUAAUGCAUGUUUACUAGCUAAUUUAAAGAGAUCAAUAGAUUUGUUUCACAAAGCGGUGACACUGAUUGGACAGUUUGGUGAAUCUCCUUAGUGAAAUUGACCUAUUAUUUGUUACAUUACUACAAACCUAAGCCUAAUCAGUACUGUAAUAGAUUUGUAUUCAUUAGUUUCCAGUUGUACUUCCACAUAUUGAUUUAGGCUCAAAAAAUAUGCAGAUCAAUGUAAUUUUUCAAUGUUAUUUUGUACUGUAGAUAGUUUUCCAGUGUGAUUGCCAGACACAGACAUAUAAUGUCUUUUUUACAUGUAGGGAAGAGGAAGCCCUGUUUGAAGCCUAUAAGGUGUCAAGGACAAGUGAGUGAAUGUGAGCAUGGGACAAUGACAGGACUAGUGGCUUAAUGAUGGGAUGAGUUUUUUUGCACUUUGUGUUUUUAGUUCUUUGGGUUCUUUCCAAAAAAGA